Austrofundulus limnaeus is the source of this 1043-nucleotide messenger RNA. RefSeq names its product thiamin pyrophosphokinase 1 (gene tpk1). Bases 50 to 811 code for a protein of 253 amino acids. The record is from RefSeq and is a predicted model, not a curated record. Gene Ontology annotation, molecular function: thiamine diphosphokinase activity; ATP binding; thiamine binding. Gene Ontology annotation, biological process: thiamine metabolic process; thiamine diphosphate biosynthetic process. Lineage: Eukaryota; Metazoa; Chordata; Actinopteri; Cyprinodontiformes; Rivulidae. The transcript has 8 exons.
CUCCGUGUAAUUUGGCUGAAUUGAAGACAAGCUCCUGUAAAUCUGAACCAUGAGUGAUGAGUGGACACCUCUGGACUGUUUACUACCAUCAGGGACACAGAAGAUCUGUCUGAUCAUUCUGAACCAGCCCCUUGAUAAGGACCACCUACACAUCCUCUGGAGUAAAGCUCUCUUGAGGGCAUGUGCUGAUGGAGCUGCCAAUCACCUUUACAACAUCACUGCUGGGGACUGUGACAACUUUCUUCCUGACUAUAUCAGUGGGGAUUUUGAUUCCAUUACUCCUGAGGUCAAAGCGUUCUAUGUAGACAAGGGUUGCAAACUGAUGGAAACAGCUGACCAAGAUCUAACAGACUACACAAAGUGUCUGAGUAUCAUGUUGGAGGAAAUACAGAGGAGAAAGUUGCAGGUGGAUACUAUUGUGACACUUGGUGGUCUGGCAGGCAGAUUUGACCAGAUCAUGGCUUCUGUUGAGACCCUUUUCCACGCUUUAUCCAUGACACAACUGGCCGUCAUAAUAAUUCAGGGGGAAAGCUUGGCAUAUUUACUGAGACCCCAGGGCAACCACAGGCUGGGAGUGAACACGGGUCUGGAGGGGGACUGGUGUGGCCUCAUUCCAGUAGGUGGACCCUGCCAAACAGUCACCACGGGACUCAAAUGGAACCUAAGCAACCAGGUCCUGCAGUUUGGGAAGAUCGUGAGCACCUCCAACACCUACGAGCCCGUCGCUCCUGGAAACCCCAGGAAAGCCGUAACAGUGAGCACAGACCAGCCUCUGCUCUGGAGCAUGGGCAUCAGGAAAAGUGGGGAAUAACAAGUGAAAGCUCUUUUCUGCAUGGCUGAAAAGCUUCGAGUAUUCUUUUAUUAUGUGUUUCUAAAGCCAAAAAAUGGCUGCCUCUCAUCUAAAUAUCCAUAUUCAUGCUCUGCUUUAAGCAGAUUUUAAACCACAAUACUUAAAAAGUGCCUAAUUUUAUAGAUAUUUUUGUAUCAUAGGUUUUUACAAGCACUUUGAUGGUGACGUUUAAAAUAAAAAAACGUAAAAAUCA